Molecule: messenger RNA, 1119 nt
Organism: Mesorhabditis spiculigera
Lineage: Eukaryota; Metazoa; Nematoda; Chromadorea; Rhabditida; Rhabditidae
Source: the annotation of a GenBank genome assembly
AUGCCGGAGCCGCCGACCACCUCGCCGCCGGCGGCCACCACUCUCAAACGGACCAAGACGACCGACGUGGACGCGGGCGUGAGCGGGCGCGGGGCCGGCGUCAGUGGCCGCCGCAAAAAGAAGGAGACGCUUGGGAAGGAGAAUUUCUCUGCGAAAAAGAGGCUCGGGAUCGAUCGUUCGGGCAAGGUAGCGCAGGAAAGGAAGAGGCGCGCUGAUGAAAUCGAGCACCCGUCCGAGGAGCAAAAGGAGCGCUUCAACCGUUUCAUCGCCGAGGUGCUGGUGAUCGGCGUAGAUGGGCUGCUCAAGGAGUUCACCGCCGAAGUCAAGGGCUACAAGCCGCCCGACCUCACGCACAACGCCUUCGACCAGAACGCGGCGAAGAACCGAUAUCGAGACGUGAUCUGCCUGGACGAGACCCGGGUCGUCCUCCGCAGCAAAGAAAAUGACAAGGAUAAGGACAAAGAUAAAGACAAGGACAAGGGCGACUACAUCCACGCCAAUUAUGUCAACGUCGACUCGUCCGACAAGCGCAUCAUCAUCACCCAGCUCGACAUCGAGGAGGCCGGCAAAGCGAUCGCCACCCUGAAACAUUAUCAGUGGAUGGAGUGGCCCGACCGCUCGGUGCCCGUGUCGCUGCUCGCCAUCUUCCGGCUGCUGCGCCUGGCUCGCAGCUCGCGCUUCCCCAGCGUUGUCCAUUGUUCGGCCGGCAUUGGACGUACCGGCGCCUUCGUUGCCACCGAGCUGCUGCUCCAGCGAUCGGUAGCCGCUGAAACCGUGAAAAUGCCGACCCUCAUCAAGCAGCUGCGAGCAAUGCGAGCCCAAUCCGUGCAAACGGAUGCUCAGUACGUCUACCUGGCCAUGGCCAUCGUCAACUAUUGCAAGGAGGUCGGCAUCAUGAAGCCGUCAUUUGAAGAUGCUUUCAAAAAGUUCAAGGAAGCCUACGACGCAUUCACGCAGAAGCGCCAGACCGAGGAAGAAGUAAAGAUGAAAGCUGUGGCCCCAGAUAUUGCAUGCCCAUCGCCGCCACCGCCUGUUGAAUCGCCUUCGCCAGCCAAACCAUCGCCUCAGCCUCCGUCGGAACCCGCCGCGUCCAGCCCGGAAGUCCGCACCGAGGAAAAG